GCUGUGGCUUGACUCCUCCCGCGCCAGUUUUCCAGUGUCCCCUAUGCUCUCACGUUCACCCUUUGAACGCGUUCUCUUAUAGCAGUUCUCCCCGAUUUAGCAGAUGCUAUAGCGUGUCACUUGGGCGUACUGCUCUUCCCACACCGCUAUGUUUCGAAACCGGACUGGCUCCCAGAAACCCAACGAGGAGUUGAUAGCAAGUUUCAAGUCAAGCUAUCCACAACUCGCGACAACCUCUGGCUCCUCUGUCGCUCCUAUCCAAGGCCAUACGUCGCUAACCGAUGCUCUGGAUGUCGCUGUACAGUCCCGUCCCUUCCCAGAGGACCAUGAUAUCAAAGAUGAGGAUCCUACCCCGAGAGGAAAUCCUGAGCAAUGGCGGUUUACACCCUCGAUAAUGGAUCCCAAUUCUUUCACCUUUACUUCUUUCGCCAAUCAGCCGCCUGGCUACUAUACCCCGACGCCUGGUGGCACGAACACCUUCUAUCACAGUCAAGCUGGAGAUCUUCAUACUCCCGGCUUCACUAUGGGGCUGGGGACUCCGCUCUCUUUACCACAUGUAACCUCAGAAGGUGGACCGGCCACUACAGCCCCGUUGCACGGGUUUCAGCCAUCCAUCGCGCCGCUCCAUUUUCAGAACCCGAACCCUUUCGCAAUCCCUCAUCACCCGGAAUCAUUUGCUCCACAUCAGUUCCAGCAGCCAGAGUCUUCCUUCCAUCCGUUGGAGACCAGCCACGAGGACCCUUCAAUAGGCGACAUGCAUGUCGAUGUUGAGAUGCACGAAGACCCCCAGGCGCUAUCUUUUCCUGCGACCUUUGAGCAGACGAGUUUGAUGCCCCAUGCUCCUCAACAAGCUCUUGAGAAUUUCCGAUAUCACGUUACUUUGAAUGCUCCGACAGCAAUGAUCAAACACGCAGACGAGAUACCAGUCACUUAUCUGAACAAAGGACAAGCAUACUCUAUCUCGGUCGUCGAUACCAGACCAGAACACAUGUCUGGGGUUAUACCCCGAUACCGAACGUUCGUCAGAAUAUCAUUCGAAGACGAACAGCAGCGACAACGACCGACCGCAUGCUGGCAACUUUGGAAAGAAGGCCGAGGAUCAAAUGAGGCUCAUCACCGUGGUGGUCGACUGCAGGCCGUCGAAUUCGUUGAUCCAUCUCAAAUCGGUGGCGGCGAGCUGCUCGGACGACCACAGGUCGAAGUGGACUGCGCCUCUUUCGAUGGGUUCGCGGUAUUCUGGUCCCCCCCGCCAGGCGGAUCAAGCGAAUGCUCCAUCGCUGUUAGAUUCAACUUUCUCUCCACCGAUUUCAGCCACUCGAAAGGCGUCAAGGGCAUCCCAGUGCGACUCUGCACCAAGACCGAGUUGGUGACCUUCGAGGGUCCCCAAGGCUCUCCGGAGCAGAUUCCACCGAACCAGACUAUUACCACAACACCCGAAACAUGUUAUUGCAAAGUCAAGCUAUUCCGUGACCAUGGUGCGGAACGCAAGCUCUCGAAUGACGUCGCCCACGUCAGGAAAUCGAUCGAGAAAUUGAAAACCCAGAUUUCCAACCUCGAAUCUGGCUUGAAAGACUUCGGCAAACGCAAACGUGCAAGCCUGGAAUCGAAGACGAUUGCUGGGAGCUCACGGCCGGGCAAGGUUCCGAAGCACAAGCGCACCUGGAGCAUGUCGAGUGCAAGCACUGGCGAGCGAGAGGGCAGUGGAAGAGGAGGCGCUGAGGAGGACCUUCAUCUCAAGCUGGCUACUCUUCAAGACAUGUUUACCAGUACUCGACCAGCCAGUGUCCUUUAUUUGAAAGGAGAGGAACCAGAUGAUCCGGACCUCCAUCCUGUUCACCUGACCGGUACUGAGGCGUUCGAUUUGGUAACAAAAUUGGAUGCUUCUACUGGUCCCCUGGACGCUGGCGUCUGGGAGCGCCAAAGUGGUCACUCGAGCAGCAUUGUAAGCCCUACACCAAGUACGCGCAGUAUCCACAGCGGCGGUCGAAGAAGCUCGCAGAUUGCGCCAUUUAAUCCCUCGGGCAGAAUUGAGAGCAAUGAAUGGCGCAGCAUAACCGGUCAGACUGCUACUGGCGACCUUCCUGGACAAUCGGUGACCGCGAACAUGGCCGGGCAGUUGUCAAGCGUCCCUGAGGGUCCUGUGAAGGUCCCGAAACAAAGUACUGGCGGUGACGACGGCCACAGCUUAUCAGGAUGGAUAGAGGCGAUCGGCGUGGACUAUAGUUACCAACCGCCAUCCGAACAGGCGAUGAAGCCAAUUGCAAGUUUCUAUAUUCUUCCACGCUUGCGCGGCCAACCCUCUGACGACCCCUAUUACCGCGCCAUCUACCUCAUGACUCGAACCGCGAAAGACUUGACCGAUACCAUUUCUGCGAAAUGCGGUAUCGAUCCAACCUUGGUGCAACGUGCUCUGCGCGUCAACGCGAAAGGACUCAGCAUCCUCAUCGACGACGACGUGGUCCGUGAAAUGCCGGAAGGCAUGGAUAUGGUCGCCGAGUUCGUUGAUCUGAAGCCAGAGCGUGGUAUCGACAGUCUGCCCGCGCCUCCUGCACGAACGAAGGGCGAGUGGGAUCCCGAUCAUACCGAUAUUCAACUCGACAGUGACAUCGGGAUUGUUGAAGAUAAUCGAGUGGACGUGUGGGAACUACGCCUCAUUUUCUAAUCCUUCUCCAUGGAGCUGCCGGCCCAAUAAUCGCAUUCCUUACGACGCAUCUUUCUUUGACCAAGACUGGUUCCCAAGCGAACAAAUACCUCCCUAGCUAAGGGUUCCUUAACUCUAAUAUUUCUUACGGACUUGCAUCGGCGAAAUAGGUGUUGCUUCAAUGCACUCCUUUGACCAUUUCGCCAACGAUCACGCUAAAUUUGGAUCAACUAUUUACUUCAAUGAUACCCCGAAAUCUUUUUGUC
Molecule: messenger RNA, 2907 nt
Organism: Eremomyces bilateralis CBS 781.70
Lineage: Eukaryota; Fungi; Ascomycota; Dothideomycetes; Eremomycetales; Eremomycetaceae
Exons: 5
Coding region: 149-2662 (837 amino acids)
Biological process (GO): regulation of transcription by RNA polymerase II
Cellular component (GO): nucleus
Molecular function (GO): RNA polymerase II cis-regulatory region sequence-specific DNA binding; DNA-binding transcription activator activity, RNA polymerase II-specific
Source: RefSeq, a predicted model, not a curated record